UACUUUAUUACGUAGCACAGUUUCGAUUGUACACAGUUUAGUAUAUCGUUUUGUUGCUCACGAAGAGCGCCCGCGAACCUCACGGAAAAAACAUGGCGGUGGUGUGGUGUAGAAUAUAUUUGAGAAGAAUGAAUGUUUUGAAGCUUUCGAAAGAAACAACGUAUCAGUGUUUGUCAAGUGCCUCUGCAAGCAUGAAUGAAUAUUUUCCUGAAAGAAGUGUAAAGGUGACAAAAGAAAAGUCAAGAGUGCUGGAGGCUUUGGCAUCAACUGUUAGACCAACUGGAAAUGCAUCAUUGCAUGGAUUUUUUGAAGAUCCGUUCCUGAUGCCAAGAGCGAGUAAUCGUAAGAAUGAAUUCAUCAAGGCACGAGAAGAAGGGAGAAAAGCAGCAGAAUAUAUCAUCAAGUCAUAUGGUCAUUUGUUUCCUCUGCGCAAACCAGAACCUGCAUGGCCAUUGGAUAUGUCAGAUAUAGAAGGCAGUGAUGAAAAGGCUUUACUUGACUGGAUUUCUCUCAAGCAUACAGGUGAAGCGAUUAAUUUAUAUGAAAAAUUGAUUUUGAAAGGUGUACCAGUGUCUUUGGAAACUGAAAACAAACUGUUGGAACUUACAGGAUAUUUUGGUACUAUAAAGGAUUCAGCCCUUAAUGAACAAUUUUCCAAGUAAAAGCAAAAUAAAUGGAGCUCAAAGAAUUUUGCUCAUCAUUUAUUUUUCAAUCGAAUGUCAAAGAAAAAUGCUAAAACUUAUGAAGCAAUGAUAUUGUCAUUACUGAAGUUUGGAAAGCAUACACUUUUAUUGGAGGUGUUAGAUGUAAUGAAAAGAAAUGAUAUGAAAGGCACAGUCUUCUUAUAUAAUGAACUGAUUCAACAUGCUGAACAACUUUGCCCAACAGAUCCAUGGUCUUAUGCUGAG
This is a messenger RNA of Xenia sp. Carnegie-2017, 908 nucleotides long. Its product is annotated as pentatricopeptide repeat-containing protein 3, mitochondrial-like. Gene Ontology annotation, cellular component: mitochondrion. Bases 93 to 662 code for a protein of 189 amino acids. The record is from RefSeq and is a predicted model, not a curated record. The transcript has 13 exons. NCBI's taxonomy places the organism in Eukaryota, Metazoa, Cnidaria, Anthozoa, Malacalcyonacea, Xeniidae. Gene Ontology annotation, molecular function: ribosomal small subunit binding; rRNA binding. Gene Ontology annotation, biological process: mitochondrial translation.